This is a messenger RNA of Sphaeroforma arctica JP610, 630 nucleotides long. RefSeq lists its product as hypothetical. Gene Ontology annotation, molecular function: guanyl-nucleotide exchange factor activity. The coding region runs from base 25 to 630 and encodes 201 amino acids. The record is from RefSeq and is a predicted model, not a curated record. Lineage: Eukaryota; Ichthyosporea; Ichthyophonida. The transcript has 4 exons.
GUUGUAUGUACAUUCUGCUGAUAUAUGCCGAUAGGUGCUAUUGAUAUUCGUGUACAGCAUCAAGCCGUAUAUCUCGAAAAGAUGAGUCUAGAGUAUGAACAGAAGCUAGACUUCCUCCUGACAGAGAUCAUCCAAACCGAACAGACGUAUGUAGAGGAUUUGGAGGUGAUUAUAUACGAUUACAUGCGCCCAGCCGAGGAGGAAGGCAUAGGUUGUAGGAGUAUCAAGAACGAGGACUUUGUAAAGACCGUGUUUAGCAACAUCGAGGAUGUGCACUACUUUGCCUUCUACCUUGCCGAGCAAUUGGAGGAAUGGUCUCCGAAUGUAGGCCAAUGUUUUGUGAAUCUAAAACCCGAGUUUGAUGUGUACAUUGAGUACUGCACGAAUUUCAAAGUGGCGUUGGAAUACCUCGAGAAGGCACGCAAACGGCACUCAGAGGUUGACGAAUGGCUCUCAGAGCAGCAGAAGGCGAGUGGCAAGGCCCUGGGACUAGAGACGUAUCUACUGAAACCAUUGCAGCGAUUGCUUAAGUAUCCGCUACUACUUAAACAAUUACUUAAGUAUGUAUCUCACUCAUCGUCAGACUAUGCCGCUAUUGCCUCCGCCCAUGCCGAUAUACAGGCAUGUUGA